Messenger RNA from Phodopus roborovskii (desert hamster), 3479 nucleotides. RefSeq names its product IKBKB interacting protein (gene Ikbip). The transcript is spliced from 3 exons. The coding region runs from base 38 to 1159 and encodes 373 amino acids. The record is from RefSeq and is a predicted model, not a curated record. NCBI's taxonomy places the organism in Eukaryota, Metazoa, Chordata, Mammalia, Rodentia, Cricetidae.
GAGGCCGUCCCGGCUUGGAGAUUUCAGGGUUCCAGACAUGUCCGAGGUGAAGAGCCGGAAGAAGCCGGGGCCCAAGGGGGCUGCCGCCGAGCCCGAGAAGCGGAGCGACGGCAGGAAGAACCCCGAGGCGCGGGGCGGGGCGUGCUGGGCGGACCCCCGCACCGGGCUCAGCCUGCUGUCGCUGGCGGCGUGCCUGGGCCUGGCCUGGCUUGUAUUUCAACAAUCAGAAAAAUUUUCGAAGAUGGAAAGCCAAUACAAGUUACUGCAAAUAGAAAGCAGCGGGUUUCAAGGACUACAGAAUAAAAUCAGUUUAAUCUCAGACAAGCUUGAGUCUACUGAAAGUAUCCUGCAGGAAGCCACAGCAUCCAUGGCUUUGAUGACCCAGUUUGAACAGGAAGUAUCUGGCCUCCAAAGAUCCAUACAUGACAUUGAGAAUAGUGAAGAGAUACUCACACAAAAGAUGCAAAACCUUAGUGAGAAAUUCCAGAACAUUACAGAUUUCUGGAAGAGAACCCUGGCAGAAAUGAGCGAUAAUACAACCAUUUUCAAAUCAGAAGCAAAGCAUAUACAUUCUCAAGUUACCGUGAAAAUCAACUCAGCUGAGCAAGAAAUGAAAUUGCUCACAGAACGGCUAAAAGAUUUGGAAGACAGCACACUGCGAAACAUCAAAACAGUAAGCAGGCAAGAAGAGGAAGACCUUCUCCAAAUAGAGACACACCUCAGCUCUGACACAAAAGCAGUUGAGAAGCUAGAAGAAGAACAGCACUCACUCCUAGCCAGAGAUGCAGCUCUGACCAACAAACUCUCCAACUACGAACCCAAAGUUGAAGAAUGCAAGGCACAUUUGCCAGCUAUAGAAAAUGCAGUCCACUCUGUUCUCAGAGUCUCUCAGGAUCUGAUGGGGACAGAAAAGAAAAUGGAAGAGCUUACUAUGCAGAUGUUUAACAUGGAAGACGAUAUGCUAAGGGCAGUGUCUGAAAUAAUGGAGAUGCAGAAAACCCUUGAGGGAAUGCAGUAUGACAAUAGCAUAUUAAAGAUGCAAAACGAACUGGUUGUUCUGAAAGGAAAAAUUCAUGAUUUCAUAGCAUAUUCAGAUGCAAGAGAAAAGCAGGCUUUGGAGACAUACAACCUAGAGAAUAAGGGAACUGGCGAUCAUUAGGUCCACUGCCCAUCUCCCGAUGGACUCUUUACUAAGUGGGAAUGGGUCGGCUGCACAGUUCCAGUCAUUUGCCCCGACUCACUUUACUAGAGCACAAGUGGAGGAUGGACCACAUGGGGUAUAGACGUUUAUCUCUUUAAAAUCAAAACUGAUUUUCACCAUCUUAAAGAGCAAGAGCUCUCCUGGGAGGUGGUGGCACACACCUUUAAUCCCAGCACACAGAGGCAGCAACAGGUGGAUCUCUGAGUUCAAGGCCAGCCUGGUCUACAGAGGGAAUUCCAGGACAGUCAGGGCUACACAGAGAAACCCGGUCUCAAAAAACCAAAAGAAAGUAAAAGAGAAAGGGAGGAAGACACAAAGAAAAUGAAAAAAGAAAUAGUUCUAAAAUAUAUAUUGCUCUACAUUUCAGACAAUAUAUUUAAUAUUUGCAUGUCUUUCCAGUCAGUAUUUAACAGACAUUAUUAUUGACACUAUUAUGAAUUGUAUUUAUUCUACUAGAUACAUAUAUAUGUGUAUAUAGAUAUACAGAUACCCACAUAUAGAUAACUGUAGCAAAUAUUGAGACUAUUUACAUUUCACUAUGUGACCCUAGUUUUCUGUUUUUCAAACUGUGUCUGUUUCUCAUGCCUCUUCUAUCACCUGAUUUUGCAGUCAUUGAUAGCACACCUGCCUCUGCCAGUAUUUUCUAUUCAGACAACCAAGUUCAUAGGAAUUUUCUGCAAAAUAAAAGGUAAUGUGCCUGCUGCAGGAGAGCCUGGGGGUUCUUCUGUGAGGUAACGCCACAUUCUGAAAACUGGCGCCUGGGAAAUACUUUCCUUUUUGCAAAGGUUCUAAACUGUGUUACAGAAACUUGUAAGAAGCUUAAAAUGUGAGUAAAUAUGUUCUUACUUUAUCCUCAAUAACACCUUUUCUGGUAACUGGUUACGCUUUGAAGUUUGAGCUCAUGGAGUGUGUACUUUUGUGAACCUGAACUUUAAUUUCAGAAGUUUGCACUGUGUGAUAUUAGUGUUUACUACAUACAACCACGAGAUACCUAAAAAUAUACCAGUAAGCCUGUUUUAAAGAUAAAACAACAGAACUAUAAGUUGUGAUAAUUUAACAUAUUUAUGUUGUUAUUUUAAAGUUUCCUCAAUUUAUGAAACUAAGUUUGCUUUACAUACUGAUUUUAUUUUUUAAAAAAUUAGGGCUGGAGCUAGGCAUGGUGGCACAUGCCUUUAAUCCCAGCACUCAGGAGGCAAAGGCAAGCAGAUCUAUGAGUUCAAGGCCACCCUGUUCUACAUAGUGAGACUGCAUCUCAAAAAAAAUAAUGACAGUAGUAAUAAGGCUAGGAUAGCUCAUAAGUGAAGUGCUGGCCAUGAAAUUAUGAGGGCCUGACUUUACGCAGCACUGACAUAAAAGGCUGGGCCUAGCCGUGCUACCUGUAAUGCCAGCACUGGGAGGCAGAGAAGGACGCAAAUACUACAGGAGAAGACUAUCGAAAUAGCUGUGUCUUUAUAUUCCUUUGCUAAGAAAUUUGAGUUCGAGGCCAGCCUGGUCUACAGAGCAAGUUCCAAUACAGCCAAAGCUACACAAAGAAACCCUGUCUAGAAAAACUUAAAAAAAAAAAAAAAAAAAGAGGGCUGGAGAGAUGGCUCAGAGGUUAAGGAAACUGGCUGCUCUUCCAGAAGUCCUGAGUUCAAUUCCCAGCAACCACAUGAUGGCUCACAACCAUCCAUAAUGAGAUCUGAUGCCCUCUUCUGACCUGCAGAGAACAUUGUAUACAUAAUUAGUGAAUAAAUCUUAAAAAAAAGAAAGAAAGGAAUUUGCUCUGGGGCUGAAGAGAUGACUCAAUGGUUAAGAGUACCGGUUGUUCUUAAAGAAGACAGGGGUUGAUUUCCUGCAUCCACAUGACGGCGCAUAACCAUCUGUAACUCAGCUUCCAGGGUAUCUAGAAUAUUCUUUUGGCUUCUGCAGACAUCAGGCAUGGCAUGCAUGUGGUGCACAGAACACAUGCAUAAAAUAAAAUAAAUGUUUUUAAUUUCCUAUUUACCAAAAUUGUCACUGGAGAGAUCUAGAUACAUUUACUGAAUCUUCCUUUUUUUCUUUGUUGUGUGAUUUGGAGCUUUUUAUUUUAUUUUUUGAGACAAGGUCUUGAUAUGUAGCCCAGAUUAGUCUUAUCUCACCAUCUCCCUGCUUCUGCAUCUCAGGUAAUAAGGGUCACAGGUAAAUGUAAUGGCACAGGCUUCAUUUUGUUGUAUUUUAUGAAAAUUACCAAUAUUCUAAUGCACAUUUUUGUAUCUCUGUCACUGAUAAUAAAUUUUAUAACAAUUGCUUAUAGAAA